This is a messenger RNA of Staurois parvus, 311 nucleotides long. NCBI's taxonomy places the organism in Eukaryota, Metazoa, Chordata, Amphibia, Anura, Ranidae. The record is from the annotation of a GenBank genome assembly.
CAGCGGGCAUCGGGUCACCAGGCAUGACAGCGGGCACUGGGUCAUCAGGCAUGGGAUCGUCUGGCUCGACAGCGGGCAUUGGGUCACCAGGUAUGACAGCGGGCACUGGGUCACCAGGCAUCAGGUCAUUUGGCUCGCCAGCGGGCACCGCGUCAUCUGGCAAGGCAGUGGGCACCGAGUCACCAGGCACGACAGUGGGCUCCGAGUCAACUGGCAUUGGAUCGUCUGGCCACAGUGGGCAUCGGGUCACCAGCCAUGACAGCGGGCACGGGGUCAUCAGGCAUUGGAUCGUCUGGCUCGACAGCAGGCAU